AUGAAGUUUGAGAAUCUCUUGGCAGAAGUUGGGGGAUUUGGACGUUACCAAAUCACACUGAUGGUCCUGCUGGUGAUCCCUCGGGUCACUCUCCCAUUUCAUUUUCUCCUGAACAAUUUCAUAGCAGCCAUACCAUCUCACCACUGUGACAUCAGCUCUCUGGAUGGGGACGACGGCCUCUUUGGGAAUCUAAGUCAGGAGGAGAAAAUGACAGUUAGUGUUCCAGUAUUGGAGGAUGGGAAACAUAGUUCUUGUCAGAUGUUUUCAGAGCCCCAGUUUCACCUCCUGCUGAACUCCUCCAACUCGACAGGACUCCCUACAGUCGAGUGCCAGGAUGGAUGGGUUUAUGACAACAGUACCUUCAAAAACACCUUGGCUAUGCAGUGGGAUCUGGUCUGUCACCAAAAAGGAAUGAAUAAAGCUUCAGCCACCAUCUUCUUUAUUGGAGUCAUGAUUGGAGCAACCACAUUUGGCAGCUUAAGUGACAGAUAUGGCAGAAAACGGAUGCUGAUGGUUUCCUACCUGAUGGCCAUUUGCUUUGGUGUGGCUAGCGCCCUCUCACACUCCUUCACCAUGUUUGCAGUCAUGAGGUUCUUCACGGGCUUUGGGAUCACAGGCAUCAGCAUCAUCUCUAUUGUCCUUUGUGUUGAGUGGGUAGACAUCAAACACAGGACAUUUGUUGGCGUAAUAGUGAGUCUUGAUUGGUCCAUCUCCACAAUGGUGUUGCCAGGUAUUGCAUACUUCAUCAGAGACUGGAGAUACCUAACCAUUACCGUAACGUCUCCCUUGGUACUAGCUGCUAUCACAUGGCGGUGGAUUCCUGAGUCUGCCCGUUGGCUGCUAGCCAAUGGGAGACUGGAAGAGGCCCAUCACUACCUGAGCUGCUGUGCCUUGGCCAAUCACAGAGAACACAACCUGAAAGACAUCAGUACCCAAACUCUGUCGACCGUCAUUGUCAGUGAGGACAAGGGAAACCGGAAGUACUCGUACCUGGAUCUAAUCAGAACUCCUAAGUUGAGGAGACUUGCUUUGCUCACUGGAAUCACUUGGUACGGAGUUGCGUUCACAUAUUACGGCAUCAGCUUGAACAUCACUGGUUUUGGAAUCAAUCUCUACCUCACCCAGUUCAUCUAUGGCACCAUCGAGUUGCCAGGAAAACUCAUGAUUUAUGUUAGUCUCAACAAACUAGGCCGCAGGUAUAGCCAGGCGGGAAGCAUGAUCCUUACCGGAGUCUGCAUUGCCAUCACCGUUGUCAUUCCCAAAGACAUGUGGUUGCCUCGUACUAUUGUAGCAGUCCUGGGUAAAGGCUUUUCUGAGGCCUCUUUUACCGCUGUGUUCCUCUACACUACUGAGCUCUAUCCCACUGUCUUACGGCAGAAUGGAUUGGGCUACAGUUCCUCUGUUUCUCGUUUGGGCGUGGCAGUGGCCCCACUGGUGAGCCUGCUGGAUGAAGUUUGGGUUGCUCUGCCACAGGUUUUGUUCUGUGCUGUUGCCAUCACAGCUGGCUUUUUUGCCCUGCUUCUCCCUGAGACCCGCAAUGUCAGGCUACCUGAGACCAUCGAUGACAUUGAACAAACCAGGUAUCCCAAUGUAAUGCUAUUGUACCAGUUAACUAGGAUUGCCACUGAUUGUUCUGCAAAAUUCAGAGUUGUUUCAUAA
Messenger RNA from Chanos chanos (milkfish), 1659 nucleotides. It is a transcript of the gene slc22a7b.1, whose product is annotated as solute carrier family 22 member 7b, tandem duplicate 1. The transcript has 9 exons. Gene Ontology annotation, molecular function: transmembrane transporter activity. The coding region runs from base 1 to 1659 and encodes 552 amino acids. Lineage: Eukaryota; Metazoa; Chordata; Actinopteri; Gonorynchiformes; Chanidae. Gene Ontology annotation, biological process: transmembrane transport. The record is from RefSeq and is a predicted model, not a curated record.